CUGAGGUUGGCUUAGGGAUUCGCGAUACGGACAUCAUGCUGCUAGCAGGUUGUAGUUAUUAUUGAUAACGAGUCGGAUAACAAUGAUGGAUGAUGUCCAGGCAUGGAUUGGUGCUGCUUGGGUAGAAAUUAGUUAUCCACCAGAUACCGGGAUCAUAUUUCUCGGUUACAAGCCUGUGUUUAGGGCGUUCGAACGCUUUGUGGACGAUUGUUUUUUUGGAGGCUGAACCUUGCGUGCCAUGGAGAAGAAAUGCGUAGAUGAAGCUCUAAAAACUCAUCACGGUUGAUCACCAGAAAAGCUUGGGCCUAAUUUUCUUGCACAGAUAUAUUUGCGUGGGUGCAUGUGUUAUAAAAUCCAUCGAAUAUGGAGGUGAGUCUUUCAGAAGUUCCUCGCUAUCGGUACAGGACGUGACGAGCCGGUGUGCGUCUAUCGGGAAACGAUAUGAGUUGUGCUACUAUUUCGGUGCUUCAUCUCGUAAGAAUCGGUGAACGAUCCUAACGGUUUCAGGGCAAAGAAUCAAAUCAGGAAAUUUUAGUUCAUUACUGUGACACGCUUUUCCGCAAAAGUGUAUUUAUUGGUGCUGUAUGAUUUGAGUACACGCGAACAUUUAGUUUAAGGAAUUGUUCAAAUGGCGCUUUGAGAAUUUACGUGACGUUUGGUGAAAUAUUUGUUACUUAAUUUUGUAUCUAAGCUGAGUUUUUAUAGUGCUUCGUACAAGGAAAAAACAAUUUUAUUCUUAACUAAACAAUACCAGUAGUAGCAGCAGGAUCAGCAACAGCAACAGCACCAUAAUGAAGUUCUACCUGUUUCUUGCGAUUGUCGUGUGCGAAUCGUGCAAUUAUUUUUCCUGCGCCGAAUAUGAUUCCCUGGUCGAGUUGGCGACCGGUGGCGAGCUCGGAUCGCUUGCCGGUGGCCAUCGGCUCACGCUGGACGAUUCAUCCGAGGCAGGCGAAUGGGCACCGGUGUACCCGUGGAAUGCGGCCAUAAAACGUAGCGCCAAAUCGGACAUUCAAACGCGUCGCCGUAGCGCUCUCGAUAAGAACUUUAUGCGCUUUGGACGCUCGGACAAGGACAUGCUACGGCAGGCGCGUGCUAAUCUGAUGCGUUUCGGUCGACCGGACCGUAACUUCUUACGCUUCGGUCGUGAUCCGUACGCGACGAUACUUCACGAUGACGAACUAAGCAAGGAAUAUGCCACCUCAACGGAGCAGCUCGAACCGGUAAAUGCACCAGGCGACGAACCCACGGCCACAAAGCGUAAUGGUGGGCUCGGUGCGUCGGAGGAAAUGAUAAACACCGGUCUGUCGGAAUCGGGCGAACAGAUUAAACCGAAGCAGAUACUUUACAUCCGACGUGAUUCGCCGAAGAAUCUGAUGCGUUUCGGCAAACGACGUUCGACCGGUUCCGGCUAUAUGCGGUUCGGUCGUGCCGGGAACUUGAUGCGGUUCGGGCGGGCAAGCGACGAACCUUCGGUUGCGCUGCUAGCAAACAACCAGUUCGGACGUUCGGCCCGUGCCGGACCGAAUCUGAUGCGAUUCGGGCGGGCCGGUAAUUUGAUGCGUUUUGGACGGGCUGGCAAUGCAACGGGAACGCGAACACCCGCGGAAGAUCCGAACGCUACCGCCUCCUCACAGCUUCCGGAAGCGUUACCGGCGAAUUUGGCCGAACUGUUCGAGAAGGAACCGGACCGAAUGUUGCUGGAUGCGCUAGAAGCUGCCGAAGCGAACGAGCGUCUACCGCUGUACAUAGUGGAGAAGUAGUGCGUGCCUGCUUUGGCCAGGAGUUCUUCUAAGGAGUAUCGCUAGCGGGACACUCAUCAUCAUAUGUCACACGUCCGAGAAGCAAAAUGGUGUAUUGUUGAUAAACUCACAAACUCACGUUCACGCAAACAAACACACCAACACGGAAUGUAGGUAACAAAUGACAAGGCUGGUAUCAACAAUAUGGAACAUUUUGCUUUUCGGCUCAACCUGCUAGACUGCAAAGUGACCAACCAAUCAAAGUUGCAUACGUGCGUACAAUGGAAAACGGACACACGAAGCUCACAAUGCAAAAAAACUAUCAAUUACUCUUCCCUGUCUCGCCAGCGCCAGCUAAAACCGUGUAGAUUUUCUAGUUUUAGCGCCAAAAACCAAAAAAAGAAAGAAAACAUUCUAGCAACAAAAAAAUGUUAUUUCUAGAUUCUCCUAAAGACUCUGUGUAAAUGACGAAAUACAAAUUAAAACAAAAAUCACGCCACAUAAAAUUCCCGUAAACUAUAAAUGAUAGUACGGAAGUACGGAGAAAACAGAAAAAGAAAUAAUAAACUCUAUAUAUAUACACAACACAUCCAGAAGAUAAAUUAAUUAUAAAACAAAGAAACAGAACAACACACACACUAAAACAUGGAACAGGGAAAGGAAAUAAAAGUGGAAAGUAGCAUUACAUACGGACAGACGCAAACCGGAGCAAGUCGUUACAUUAAUCGUGUUAGUGUGCUGGUGUAUAUUAGGCCAUUGUUUAAAAAAAGCGGUGCAAUCGAACGGAACAAAACGCUACAAAAUGAUCCAUCAUACGCGACGGACGGACAAAGAACCGGAAACAUGUAUAAAAUAAAGUAAUCAACUGAUUUUACUCUUCAUUGGCAA
This is a messenger RNA of Anopheles funestus (African malaria mosquito), 2627 nucleotides long. RefSeq names its product FMRFamide-related peptides (gene FMRFa). Lineage: Eukaryota; Metazoa; Arthropoda; Insecta; Diptera; Culicidae. Bases 792 to 1760 code for a protein of 322 amino acids. The transcript has 2 exons. Gene Ontology annotation, biological process: neuropeptide signaling pathway. The record is from RefSeq and is a predicted model, not a curated record.